UCCGCAGCGGAGCUCGGGCGCGGGCCGGGGUCGCCGGUUCGAGCCUUCUGCCCGCGCGGGGCUGGGAGCUGGGGACCGGGCGUCGCGCCGUCCGGGCCGCAGCCCCGCGACCUCCGCUCUGUUUCUACACCCGUGUGGGUUCCUGUCCCGCCGCCGCGUCGCCUCGCCGAGCUCAGGGUGGUGAGGCGCGGAGACUUGUAACUAGUUAAUUAAUUCAACAAACGGACCCUUCUGCGUAUCAGAAACUGCGAGGAGUUGCUAGCCCAGUGGGGCAGGCAGACUGGAAGACCAGGAAAGGCCAGGCCCCGGGCAGUGUGGUGAGUGCUGUGCUGGGAAGGAGCACCGGACUGUGGGUACUUGGUAGAGGACAGGAUGCUUCAAGCCAGAGGGCUUCCUGGAGGAGGUGACCCAUGAGCUGGAGUGGUCAGAUGAAGGCAGAAGAAAGGGAACCCGUUUGAGGGUGGGGGUCGUGGUUGGGCUUCUCUGAGCCUAAUCUGGAACCACAGUGGAUUGGAAUUUCUUCUGAAAGGGUGAGACACUGCCCUCUGUGACCAUGAAACUCUGGGUAUCCAUGUUGCUGGUGGCCUGGUUUGGUGUCCUGGGCUGUGUGCAGGCUGAAUUCUUUACUUCUAUUGGGCACAUGACAGACCUGAUUUAUGCAGAGAAGGACCUGGUGCUGUCCCUGAAGGAGUACAUCUUGGUGGAGGAAGCCAAGCUCUCUAAGAUUAAGAGCUGGGCCAACAAAAUGGAAGCCCUGACCAGCAAGUCAGCUGCUGACCCUGAAGGCUACCUGUCCCACCCUGUGAAUGCCUAUAAACUGGUGAAGCGACUAAACACAGACUGGCCUGCGCUGGAGGACCUUGUCCUGCAGAACUCAGCUGCAGGCUUUAUUGCCAACCUGUCAGUGCAGCGACAGUUCUUUCCCACUGAUGAAGAUGAAACAGGAGCCGCCAAGGCCUUGAUGAGACUUCAGGACACAUACAAACUGGACCCAGACACAAUUUCCAAAGGCGAGCUUCCAGGAACCAAGUACCAGGCAGUGCUGAGCGUGGACGACUGCUUUGGGAUGGGCCGCUCGGCCUACAAUGAAGGAGACUAUUACCACACAGUGCUGUGGAUGGAACAGGUGCUGAAGCAGCUCGAUGCAGGGGAGGAGGCCACCACAUCCAAGGCCCAGGUGCUGGACUAUCUGAGCUAUGCCGUCUUCCAGUUGGGUGACCUGCACCGUGCCCUGGAGCUCACCCGCCGACUGCUCUCCCUUGACCCAAGCCAUGAACGAGCUGGAGGGAAUCUGCGCUACUUUGAACGGUUGUUGGAGGAAGAAAGAGAAAAAAUGUUACUGAAUCACACAGAAGCUGAGCUAGCACCCCAGGAAGGCAUAUAUGAGAGGCCUGUGGACUACCUGCCCGAGAGGGAUAUCUAUGAGAGCCUCUGUCGUGGGGAGGGUGUCAAACUGACACCCCGAAGGCAGAAGAGGCUUUUCUGUAGGUACCACCAUGGCAACGGGACGCCACAGCUGCUCAUCGCCCCUUUCAAAGAGGAGGAUGAGUGGGACAGUCCACACAUCGUCAGGUACUACGAUGUCAUGUCUGACGAGGAAAUCGAGAGGAUCAAGGAAGUUGCAAAACCCAAACUUGCACGAGCCACUGUUCGUGAUCCCAAGACAGGUGUUCUCACUGUUGCCAGCUACAGAGUUUCCAAAAGCUCCUGGCUGGAGGAGGAGGAUGACCCAGUUGUGGCUCGGGUGAACCUUCGGAUGCAGCACAUCACAGGCCUAACAGUAAAGACUGCAGAAUUGUUGCAGGUUGCUAAUUAUGGAAUGGGAGGACAGUACGAGCCACACUUUGACUUCUCUAGGAAGGAUGAGCAAGAUGCUUUCAAGCGUUUAGGGACGGGGAAUCGUGUGGCCACGUUCUUAAACUACAUGAGCGAUGUGGAAGCUGGUGGUGCCACUGUCUUUCCUGAUCUGGGGGCUGCACUUUGGCCUAAGAAGGGUACGGCUGUAUUCUGGUACAACCUCCUGCGGAGCGGGGAAGGUGACUACCGAACGAGACAUGCUGCCUGCCCCGUGCUUGUGGGCUGCAAGUGGGUCUCCAAUAAGUGGUUCCAUGAACGAGGACAGGAGUUCUUGAGGCCAUGUGGAUCAACAGAAGUUGACUGACAUCCUUUUCUGCCCUUCACCUCCCUGGCCCCACAGCCCAUGUUGUCUUCAAGUUCAACGUGACAGACCCCCUCUACUUUCCAGCCUUUGUCAGGCGGGUCUUUGGAGGCGUGAAUAUUUGUCUGGAGCAGAGAUGGUCCUGGGGAAGGUCCUGGGUGACUUGGGUGACCUGGGUCCCAGCCUCACCUGUCAGCUAUCUCUGGCCACAAGGGUAGGGUUGGAGCAGAGUCAGGUGGUCUAGUACCUAGCAAGAUGCUUUUGUACCUCAGGUGCUUUAGGUGUGAGAUGUUUCAGUGAACCAAAGUUCUGAUACCUUGUUUACAUGCUUGUUUUUAUGGAAUUUCUAUUAAUGUGGCUUUAACCAAAAAAUAAAAUGUCCCUGCCAGAAGCCUUAAA
This is a messenger RNA of Aethalodelphis obliquidens (Pacific white-sided dolphin), 2557 nucleotides long. It is a transcript of the gene P4HA2, whose product is annotated as prolyl 4-hydroxylase subunit alpha 2. Lineage: Eukaryota; Metazoa; Chordata; Mammalia; Artiodactyla; Delphinidae. Bases 554 to 2161 code for a protein of 535 amino acids. Gene Ontology annotation, molecular function: L-ascorbic acid binding; protein binding; procollagen-proline 4-dioxygenase activity. The record is from RefSeq and is a predicted model, not a curated record. Gene Ontology annotation, biological process: peptidyl-proline hydroxylation to 4-hydroxy-L-proline. Gene Ontology annotation, cellular component: endoplasmic reticulum. The transcript has 17 exons.